Dendroctonus ponderosae (mountain pine beetle) is the source of this 1862-nucleotide messenger RNA. RefSeq names its product NAD-dependent protein deacetylase sirtuin-2. The record is from RefSeq and is a predicted model, not a curated record. The transcript has 7 exons. Bases 121 to 1395 code for a protein of 424 amino acids. NCBI's taxonomy places the organism in Eukaryota, Metazoa, Arthropoda, Insecta, Coleoptera, Curculionidae. Gene Ontology annotation, molecular function: NAD+ binding.
UCAAGAAAGAAUUUAACUUUUUCAGGGAAAUUCAAUUAGGGCCUAAUUUUCGGGGUUUUAGCGAGUAAAACUUCAUUUCCUGAAUUGAUAAUUUGAGCGCGUUUUGUUAAUUGAAAGAAAAUGUUGGAGAAAUACGCUUCCCUUUUUAACCACUUGCUAUCCCACUCGUUUUUGCCCUUAAAGCGUAAAGUUCCGUGCAUACUGCAAGUUUUCACUUUAACUGUUUGUGUAUUUUUGUGUUGUCAACAACUAUUGCAACUGCACUUAGUUAAAAUGUCCCCAAACGGAAAAACUAACGGGGCAGAUAAACCGGAGCAAAAUGAGUCGCCUCAAACUGAAUCUCCAGACAUGGCCUCAGGCCUAAGUUUGGCAAGUCAUGAGGCGCACAUUUUGGAAAAAUUGCAGUCUUUGGGGCUCGAUGAUGCCGCCCCAGAAAGCGUCAGCUCGACGAUCUUGAAUGACACCAGUCUGGAUGGAGUUGUAGCAUACAUCAACAAUAAAGGCUGUAAGAAUGUUGUUACCAUGGCUGGUGCAGGAAUAUCUACUUCCGCGGGAAUCCCAGAUUUUCGUUCAGCCGGAACCGGCUUGUACCAUAACUUGCAAAAGUACGAUUUGCCCUGUCCUGAAGCCAUCUUUCACCUGUCGUUCUUCCGCAAAAACCCGAAGCCAUUCUUCGUGCUGGCUAAGGAACUCUUUCCUGGAGCAUUCAAGCCUACGGCGUGCCAUUAUUUCAUUCGAUUACUACACGAAAAUGGUCUGUUGUUGAGACACUAUACGCAAAAUAUCGACGCCCUGGAACGCGUCGCCGGUAUUCCAGACGAAAAACUUGUUGAAGCACACGGCACGUGCUACACUGGCCAUUGUCUGGAAUGCAGGAAGAAAUAUGGUUUAAAAUGGAUGAAAGAACGGAUAUUCAAAGAUGAAAUACCAAUUUGUGAAAAAUGCCCCGGCAUCGUAAAACCAGAUAUAGUGUUUUUUGGGGAAAAUCUACCUGCAAAGUUCUACAAUUCAAUCGACGUAGAUUUCGAAAAAUGUGACCUGCUGAUUAUCUUGGGCUCUUCAUUGGAAGUUAAUCCAUUUGCUAGCUUGAUUGACAUGCCUUCUUCCUUGACGCCUAGAUUGUUGAUCAAUAGGGAAAAAGCUGGCCAUCGAACUGGUGCUAUGGCAUUGUCGGAUAUUCCUGGCGGUCUGGAAUUUGAUCGUAAAGGAAAUACGCGAGAUGUGGCUUGGUUGGGCGAUUGUAACGACGGCUGCCAAUUACUAGCUGAUAGACUUGGAUGGGGCGAAGAAUUGAAAGAAAUGGUGAGGAAAGAACACGAAAAACUCGAUAAGUCUAAAACACAAGAAACAGCGCCGAUUGCUCCUUCAUCCGAUGAGGCACUUGAUUGCCAAUAAUUAAUGCAACAUUUGGCAUAUGUGAUAAGAAGUUAAGUUUAUUUAUGUUGUUUAUAUUGUUUACAUAUUUAUAUAAGUAUAUGGGAGUUUGAUGUUUAAAAUCCAGUUCCCAAACCAAAGGCGUGCUUGCAAAAACGGUGCUGAUAGAUAUUUUUAACGUAAAUUAAGGCAGAUCCAGUGUCGUAAAUUAAUAUUAAUUUCCUUCCCUUGCUGGUGGCAGCUCCUCAUAUAAUUUCGUUUUGUUUUUUUCUUUUUUGAUUUUUUCGGGGCGUUAAAAACAUCGGUCGCAAAUCUCGCCGGAUUAUUUCAGCAAGACCUCGCUUACCUAAAUGACUAUUAGCAUUUGAUAAAAAGAUUAUGGCUGUUAUAAGUGGGUGCGACUUUAAUCAAACAUUGCCUCGAUGAUUCCCAACUGUUAACGAGUGCCUCAAAAAUAAAUCGUUCGCAAUAUAUCGACAAUGUUUAAA